UAGCCUUCUCUAUCUGUUUCCCACUUGCUCUCUUGAGUUGUUCAACUAAUAAAUGUCACCUUUUUCUUAUUCCUUUUGAUUCUUUAAUAAAAUUAUAUAUUUCAUCAUUAGUUCCUGGAUUGUAAUCCAGGAUUUUGCUCACUAGGGAUUCCAAGAUUUUUUAUUUUGAAACUCUGUGAAGAUUCACAUUUGAUAUAGAGUUUGGUUUAUCUAGUAUAGUGAUGGGGAAGUUAGGAGUGCAGAGCAUAUUAUUUGCAGUUAUCGUUCAGAUUCUAGUAAUAUCAGCAGCUGCUAACAUUAAGAAUUUGAAGAUAUGGCCGAUGCCACUAUCAGUUAGCUAUGGACAUAGGACUCUUCAACUUAGUAAUGAUUUUGUGCUCAAGACUGAAGGCAGCAAGUAUACUGAUGCCUCUGGAAUUCUUAAGGAAGGUUUUUCUAGGUUACUUGAUGUCGUUAAGGUAGCUCAUGUGGUUGACGCCAACUUCUCAUAUGCCGGCCCCUCUCCAGUGCUAAUGGGAAUUCAAGUGGUUGUCCUUUCUCCAAGUGAUGAGCUACAGUAUGGUGUUGAUGAGUCCUACAACUUGACCAUACCAGCACAUGGAAACCCAGCCUAUGCACAUUUGACGGCAAAAACAGUUUAUGGGGCUUUGCAUGGUUUGCAGACAUUUAGUCAAGUAUGCCAUUUUAACUUUACAACCAGAACAAUUGAAGUUCAUCAAGUUCCGUGGACCAUAGUUGAUCGACCAAGAUUCUCUUAUCGAGGGCUUUUAAUUGACUCUUCCCGUCACUAUCUGCCGUUGCCUGUGAUAUUGAAGGUUAUUGAUUCGAUGGCUUAUGCAAAACUGAAUGUGCUGCACUGGCACAUUGUAGAUACACAAUCAUUCCCACUUGAGAUACCUUCAUAUCCGAAACUGUGGAAUGGCGCUUACUCAAGUUCAGAGCGGUACACUGUAGCUGAUGCUGCUGAGAUUGUAAGAUAUGCAGGAAGACGUGGAAUCAAUGUAUUAGCUGAAUUAGACGUUCCAGGACAUGCUCAAUCUUGGGGUAAUGGUUAUCCUUCUUUAUGGCCGUCAAAAGAUUGUCAACAGCCACUUGACAUAAGCAAUGAUUUCACUUUCAAAGUAAUAGACGGAAUUCUCUCAGAUUUUAGCAAGAUAUUCAAGUACAGAUUUGUUCAUCUAGGAGGUGAUGAAGUGGAUACAAGUUGCUGGACGUUAACUCCUCGUCUAAGAAAGUGGUUGAAGCAAAACAAGUUGAAUGGAACCACUGCUUAUAAGUACUUCGUCUUGCGAGCACAGAAGAUAGCUUUAUCUCAUGGAUAUGAAAUUAUAAACUGGGAAGAGACGUUCAAUAACUUUGGAAAUAAGUUGAGCCCAAAAACUAUAGUUCACAACUGGCUCGGGGGCGGUGUUGCUCAGCAAGUAACUGCAGCUGGAUUGCGGUGCAUUGUUAGCAACCAGGACAAGUGGUAUUUGGACCAUAUAGAUACCACAUGGCAGGAUUUCUAUUCAAAUGAGCCACUAACUAAUAUUACAAAUCCCAAGCAACAACGGCUGGUUAUUGGGGGUGAGGUAUGUAUGUGGGGUGAGCAUAUUGAUGGAUCAAACAUCGAAACAACCAUAUGGCCUCGUGCAGCAGCAGCUGCAGAGAGGCUGUGGACUGCUUAUGACAACCUUGCCAAGAAUCCAAGUCAAGUUACUCGCAGGUUGGCUCAUUUUAGGUGCCUAUUGAAUCAAAGAGGAGUGGCUUCUGGUCCAUUAACCGGAGGCGGGCGAGCUGCACCAGAAGAUCCAGGUUCUUGCUAUCAGCAGUAGUUAUGUCUCAUUCAUUUAUCAAUACAUGUAGAAUAAGUUAGAAUCAUAUAUGUGGUUAUGCAUUAGAAAUUGUCGAUAUCAAUUGUAAGGCAACUCUCUCUCUGUUGUAGUUCUUUCAAGGAAAAUGGAAGUUAUGUCAGCCCAAUCUAUGAGUUCACUGGCA
Messenger RNA from Nicotiana attenuata, 1977 nucleotides. RefSeq names its product beta-hexosaminidase 3. Gene Ontology annotation, molecular function: beta-N-acetylhexosaminidase activity. Gene Ontology annotation, biological process: carbohydrate metabolic process; glycosaminoglycan metabolic process. Lineage: Eukaryota; Viridiplantae; Streptophyta; Magnoliopsida; Solanales; Solanaceae. The record is from RefSeq and is a predicted model, not a curated record. The coding region runs from base 222 to 1814 and encodes 530 amino acids. Gene Ontology annotation, cellular component: membrane. The transcript is spliced from 15 exons.